Prorocentrum cordatum is the source of this 786-nucleotide messenger RNA. NCBI's taxonomy places the organism in Eukaryota, Dinophyceae, Prorocentrales, Prorocentraceae. The record is from the annotation of a GenBank genome assembly.
AGCGCCAGAGCGGCGCGGGCGCCGAAGCUGCGCGACCUCGGGCGCCCCACGCUGCAGCAGGUGGUCUCGGCCGAGACGAGCGCGGAGCCCCUCCUGCCGAUCGCGCCGGCGAAACGGCCCAUGGCGGCGACGAGGCGGCCCAGCCGGCUUCGACGCCGACACAAGCGGGAGCUUGCGCCGUGGGCCCUCGCGAACGAGCGCGCGCGCGCCGCCAGUUCCAUGGGCGCGGCCUCGCGCGCGGACCUCGCCCGACCUCGCCGCGCGGGCGCCUCGCCAGAGCGGGCGCGGGGCCCGCGCGGCCUGGCGCAUCGGGCGGCAUUGCGCGAAGCUCGGAGACUGACAGAUGCGCGCCGAGACCUCGGUAUGCCCGGCGCCCCAGCGGUGUCGGAGCUAGCUCGCGCGGAAGAGGAGUGCGUCGCGGAGCGGGCCAACCUGCAGAUUCGCGCAUUUUCUCGGGGGCCGCGGGGGAAGUUCGGCCUCGCCGGCGGGGCCUGCGAGGAGCGCGAGAAGUAUUUCGCCGGUGGCAACUUCCCCCCCAAGCCGCGGCGCGUCGGCCUGCCCGUGGGGGCGCAGGCCGUCGCCCGGUUCAGCGCGGUCGGCGAGAAGACGAGCGGGCGGCAGCGGAAUAUCAUCGCGCGCUGCGUUGCCCACUAUUCGUUCAAAAGUGUGAGAUGCAGGGCGGGUCUAGGGCUGUGCGGCGGCGGCUUUCUGAACCAGCUCCACGCGCCGCCCGACGAUUGUUUCUCGGCUGCUUUCGACGAGAGCAACGCGUCGUCGUUCGCGGGA